AUGGACAUUCUGACGCGCCACAUCCAAGAAGAGGUGACAUGGUGCAUGUUAUUUGCAGAUAAUAUUGUAUUGAUUGAUGAGAUGCUAGGCGGUGUGAAUGCGAGGUUAAAGGUGUGGAGGCAGACCCUGGAGUCUGAAGGUUUCAAGCUGAGUAAGACCAAAACAGAAUACUUGGAGUGUAAGUUCAGUGGUGAGUCUCGGGAGGGAAAAGGGAGGGACAUGGAUGGUAACUGGGUUGAUGGUACUAAUGAUGUUGCAGACACUGCUCUCAAUUAUUUUGAUCAACUAUUCUCUGCGGAGGAUACUCAAGAGGAUAGCAAUAUCCUUAGUGUCAUUAAUAAGGAGAUUACAGAGGCAGUGUUCUCCAUUAAUGUUGACAAUUCUCCUCGACCAGAUAGUCUAAAUGGAAAGUUCUAUCAAGCUUGCUGGUAUGGUUUCUUUAUAUUUGGGUGA
Molecule: messenger RNA, 453 nt
Organism: Nicotiana tabacum (common tobacco)
Lineage: Eukaryota; Viridiplantae; Streptophyta; Magnoliopsida; Solanales; Solanaceae
Source: RefSeq, a predicted model, not a curated record